AUGUCGCCCACCAACCCGGCCUCGCCCGCCCAGAUCCAGAUCCUCAUCAAGGCCGUCAACCGCAUCAUCUGCACCGUCGUCCCAACCGCGAAUCCCUGCCGCGGCAUCCAGAGCCUCUGCGGCACGCCCCAGUGCGCCCCUGCCGGCGGCGGCGGCAUGCCCAUGCACGCCAACAACAACAACAACAACGGCAGCAACAGCCUGCUGACGCCCUCCGACACCUCGCCCGCGGCAUCCGGAUACCCGCUGUCGCUGACGUACUACGCGCCCAACAGCGCCCGGUCGUCGUCCGCCAUGCCCGGGUUUCCCCCGCCCGGAGAGGGCCAGGGAGGAGCGGGCGCGAUGAGCAUCCCAGGGGCGCACGACCCGGACUUUGACUGGAGGAUGUUUGACGUCGAGACGCUCAUGUCGAUUGAUCCGUUUGAGUUUAUCUUGAACGCGAAGAUGAAUGAGGAGGGGCAGACGGGGCUGUGA
Molecule: messenger RNA, 474 nt
Organism: Trichoderma citrinoviride
Lineage: Eukaryota; Fungi; Ascomycota; Sordariomycetes; Hypocreales; Hypocreaceae
Exons: 1
Coding region: 1-474 (157 amino acids)
Source: RefSeq, a predicted model, not a curated record